Cuculus canorus (common cuckoo) is the source of this 4050-nucleotide messenger RNA. RefSeq names its product beta-secretase 1 (gene BACE1). Gene Ontology annotation, molecular function: aspartic-type endopeptidase activity. The transcript is spliced from 9 exons. Gene Ontology annotation, cellular component: membrane; endosome; trans-Golgi network. Bases 137 to 1636 code for a protein of 499 amino acids. The record is from RefSeq and is a predicted model, not a curated record. Gene Ontology annotation, biological process: membrane protein ectodomain proteolysis; amyloid-beta metabolic process. Lineage: Eukaryota; Metazoa; Chordata; Aves; Cuculiformes; Cuculidae.
GCGCUUUCCGGGGCGGGGAGCAUCGCAUCGCGCCGCCAUGGCCGGCGCCGGUACGGGGUCCUAGCGCCGCCCGCCCGCCCGGCUCCGGUACCGGGUCCUAGCGCCGCCCGCCCGCUCGGCGAGGAGGAGGAGGAGGAUGGCUGCAGCCCGGCCCUGGCUGCUGCUGUGCCUGGCGGCCGCCGCCGCCGCGCUGCCCGCCCUCCCGGCCCCGCCGAGCAUCCGGCUGCCGCUGCGCAGCGCCCCGGCCCCGCCGCGGGCUGCACGGGCACGGCGGGCACCGGGGGACACCGAGCGGGGCGGCGGCGGCUUCGUGGGCAUGAUCGACAACUUGCGGGGCAAGUCCGGGCAGGGCUACUACGUGGAGAUGACAGUGGGCAGCCCCCCGCAGAAGCUGAAUAUCCUGGUGGACACGGGGAGCAGUAACUUCGCCGUGGGAGCUGCGCCUCACCCCUUCCUCCGGAGAUACUACCAACGGCAGCUGUCCAGCACCUACCGCGACCUGCGGAAGGGCGUGUACGUGCCCUACACCCAAGGCAAGUGGGAAGGGGAGCUGGGCACCGACCUCGUCACCAUCCCCCAUGGCCCCAACGUCACUGUCAGAGCCAACAUCGCUGCCAUCACCGAGUCGGACAAAUUCUUCAUCAACGGCUCCAACUGGGAAGGGAUCCUGGGGCUGGCGUACGCUGAGAUCGCCCGGCCCGACGACAGCCUGGAGCCUUUCUUUGACUCCCUGGUGAAGCAGACACGAGUGCCCAACAUCUUCUCCCUCCAGCUCUGCGGCGCAGGCUUCUCUCCCAAUGAGACGGAGGCUGUGGCAUCGGUCGGGGGCAGCAUGAUCAUCGGCGGCAUUGACCGCUCGCUGUAUGUGGGGGACAUCUGGUACACCCCCAUCCGGAAGGAGUGGUACUACGAGGUCAUCAUCGUCAAGCUGGAGGUCAACGGGCAGGACCUGAACAUGGACUGCAAAGAGUACAACUACGACAAGAGCAUCGUGGACAGCGGGACCACCAACCUCCGGCUGCCAAAGAAGGUGUUUGAGGCUGCGGUGAAAUCCAUCAAAACAGCUUCUUCGACGGAGAAGUUCCCAGAUGGCUUCUGGCUGGGGGAGCAGCUAGUUUGCUGGCAGGUUGGCACUACCCCCUGGCACAUCUUCCCGGUCCUGUCCCUCUACCUGAUGGGUGAGGCCACCAACCAGUCCUUCCGCAUCACCAUCCUGCCCCAGCAAUACCUGCGCCCGGUGGAGGACGUGGCCACUUCGCAGGAUGACUGCUACAAGUUCGCCAUCUCCCAGUCCUCCACGGGCACCGUCAUGGGCGCCGUUAUCAUGGAGGGAUUCUACGUGGUCUUCGACCGUGCCCGCAAGCGAAUUGGCUUUGCCGUCAGUGCCUGCCACGUGCACGAUGAGUUCCGCACGGCUGCGGUGGAGGGGCCCUACCUGCACUCCAACAUGGAAGAUUGCGGCUACAACAUCCCGCAGACGGACGAGUCCACCCUGAUGACCAUCGCCUACGUCAUGGCAGCCAUCUGCGCCCUCUUCAUGCUGCCCCUCUGCCUCAUGGUGUUCCAGUGGCGCUGUUUCCACUGCCUGCGGCGGGACCACGAUGACUUUGCCGACGACAUAUCCUUGCUGAAGUGACGGCGGAGCGCGGGGGCCACGGGACAGGCGGAGGUGGGGCCGUUCUGCAGGGGCUGGAAUGGGGACGUGGGGCAGCAGCAGGGGCAGCUCAGACCCUCAACCCCAUCCCUCCUGGACCUGGGAUCUCCCGUCGGGGUCAACGGGCUGGGAGCAGCCGUGGGAGCUCCACGCAUGGGACCUACGGAAAGAGCGUGGCGGCUGGGGUGAAAGCACAGGAACCUCAGCUCAGCUCUGGCAGCGGAGCGGGCUGGGCUGUCCCUGGCUCUGCUGCCCACACUUGACCGAGUCCCACGGCCGCGCGAUGCCCUGCCUGUCUCCUCCCAUCCCUGUGCCACUGUCCUUCUCCACCAGGAAACCACCAAUCCGGGCUCUCCGUGCAUGGAGCUGCGUGCAUACACGUGCACUGCAGCCAUGCCUUCCCCGUGCGGCUCCCUGCCCGAGCCGAGCUCCGGAGCUGUGAACUCCAGAGCCUCCUGUCCCUCACCCUGGGCUUUUCGGAGCCAGACCCAGGGUGCCAGGACGGGAGCAGCGAGACGCGAGCUCCAUCCUGCUCCUCCGGACAUUGCUCGCUCCAACAUCUCCCAUGGCAUCUCCCAGUGCCCCCAGGACUCCCCCGGGACAGGCAGGAGCAGGCACCCCCCUGCCUUCCUGCCCCCCAGCUUGGGGUGGGAAGGCAGCAGCGUCCCCAUGAGCUCCACGCAGCCAUGAAACAGCGUGCCAGGAGAGCGCGGAGCUCCGGUGCCGGCUGCUCCCCAGCCCACCCACCCAACCGAAAGCCAUAGGGGAGCCCGUGCCACCCGCAGCCCCCGCGUCCCACACCACUGCAAUCCUCUCCGCUCAUUCCACAUGUCCCAACGCUGGCUCCUGCUCAUCCCAGCAUUUAAUGUUUUUUUAUUUGUUGUAUUUAUUUCCUUUUUUUUUUACACCACACGGCUCCGGUCGUGCGGCAGCGCGGUCAGCGUGUACAUAGCAGGUCCCGCACCGCAGGGCGUGCGGUAAGUCACUUCCCACCUGUACGAUACAGACCUACAUCUCUAUUUUUAAUUCUAGCUGAAUGCCACUGUCCCAAACCCAACGGUAGGAGUUUGGUCCUGUUUUGUUUGGGUUUUUUUUUAAAUGUUUUCAGCCUCUGGGGCCUCUCGGCCACAGCGCGGGGUGGGAGCUGCGGCUCGGAGUCGCUUCCAGAGGGUUACCUGGCGUGGGGACAGGGAGGGAGGGCAGGGCUGGAGCACAUGGAGCAGUGGCUCAUGAGCCAAAAGGACACAGAGUACAGGAUUGUCCUCAUCGUGUCCCUCCGGGAGGAUUUUCCGGUCUGUAAGGACAAACCUCUCCUUCUCCCCGGGGAACGGAGCCACCGCAGGCUCCCAUCUCCCUUCCCCAGGGCGGACGCCCUUCAGCUCGCAGGCGGUUGCUGUCGCUUUAUUUUCUUGCUUCUCUGCCUCCCCGUUGGACAGGAAAGUGCUUUGUUUUAAACACUAAUUAAAAAGACAAAGUUCCUUCAUGAGCGAAAGCCGGGGCCGAGCCACCAGUCCAGGUGGGAAGAAGGGCCGGAGCGCUGCCGAAACGCAGCGAUCACGAAGCAGAAAGCUCCCUACCGCAGCCCUGCAGUUGAUUCCUUGGCAAAAGCAGCGCGGAAGGCAGGAGGAGGAAAGCCACACCGCGCAGGAGAAGCACGGCAGCGCCACAACAGCCCGUGAAACGCAUUCCAACACCAUCCCGCUUUGCCGCUAGCGUGCUUGGAUUGGCAUCCAGUUCCCGUGCCCUGCUGCGGAACUGCAGGCGUCCAGUGGUUCCACUCCGGGGAACCCUAUGCCCUCACAGCCCAGACUUCCACACCCUCGUGCCUGCCCAGGACCCUCCCCAGGAUCCCAGAGACUCCGUUGUGGACCACUGCCUUAAAACAUGCUGGCGAGCGUGCGCGUGCAUGCAGGAGGAUUCGGACUGCGGCCGCGUGCAGGCGUGCUGCACCCUGGCAGCCCAGAAUCUGUGGCGCAGGCUGCAAAAGAAAUUCUACGAAGUGCAAGGUUUUCAGUGGUGCUGAGCACCUCGUAAUCCCACCACAAUCCACGGAGAAAGGGUUGGUGCCUCAGCCCGGGCUGGAGGAGAGCGUACAGGAGAGAAGGAACUGCACCCGGUUGGUUAUCUGAGCUGCAGCGCAGCCGAAUCCGAGCACUCCCUCCCCAGGGCCUAGAGUUACGGCAGGGAACAGCGGUAACGGCGCAUACGGAGCCGAGUCCCGUGGGAGGGCUCAGGUCGCUGUAGACUCCAGUACUCUGUAACCUAUUGUCUAUGUAAGAACAAUGAAUGUUAACACAGUAAAUUAUUAUUACAUUAAAAAAGACCACAAAAAAAACCCACUCCUCAUCUCCAACCUUUUCAUGGGGAACUUCUGGGGGAGGGAGGAGGCAGGAGGC